AUGCUUGAUCAAUCACUCUGUUCACUUAUUGUGUGUAAUAUCAAUCAAGUCCACAGAGAAAACCUUUCACUUGUUGUGCGUAAUAUCAACAAGUCGAAGGUGGUGUUAGAGUUCCAAUUCCGCGGGUUCUCUAGUAUAGCCACUCGAUCCAUUCAUCUUUCAUCCAACGUUGGAUCCUUUGUGUUCCAAUCCGCUCAAUCACUUAACCUUCAAGCCGAUCUAUUCCAAGGGCGUAUCAAUGUUCAAGGUCAAAAAGCAGCUGAGCCAACUCCAAAUGAACGUAAUAUGAUGGAGAUGGCUUGCUGCUUCAAGAACUAA
This is a messenger RNA of Microthlaspi erraticum, 318 nucleotides long. Lineage: Eukaryota; Viridiplantae; Streptophyta; Magnoliopsida; Brassicales; Brassicaceae. The record is from the annotation of a GenBank genome assembly.